AUGCAAGAGCUACAGAGCAAGAGUGAGUACUACGUAUAUGGAUGCAAGAGCAGCAACAGACGAAAUAAUCACCACUACUAUGGUUUACGGUUUCUUUCCGAUUUUGAGAUUGUCCAAGUUGCCUUGAUCGAUCAAGACAACAUCGAAGAGGCGCUGGAACGAAUAUACAAACUGCAAGCGUUCCGACAGGAAUAUGAUUGUGUCAGUAGUUGUGUGGAGGCGCAUGGACAAGAUGCCAUUCAACGAUGCAUGGAUUUGUUUCCAGGAUUACUGCUCUCCGUUUCCUACCAGGCUUCUCUGGGCAACCAUGUCUUUGCCAGUGAUUUGACCAAGUUAUACAGGAGUAUUGUGGAGUCGUCGUCGUCGUCCGAAGACAUGACAGCGGUCGUGCUGGUCGCUUGCUAUGUUGUCUUUCAGGCAACCAAUCCAGACUUUGAAUCCAUGCGACAGGGAGUGGUACUGCUGGCAGAAUGUGGAGGCUUUUGUUGGACCAAGAAUUUCAAGUUGAGCUUGUUCCAAAAAUUUUGGGUGGAACUGGGGGGUGUCUAUCCCAUGAAACUAAAGAAACUCCGGCAUUUCCACACGAGCAUGUUCUUUAAUUUGCUGCAAUCCAUGGGAAGACCAUUCCUGCCAAAGGAUGUCAAGGAGGCAUUUGAGAUUGGGUGUUGUUCCGUGUUGGGACGACUGGACAAUGUCUAUCUUUCUCCCAGUGUGGCAGCUGCCAAUGCCAGAUUCAAGAGGCGGAUCAAGGUGUGCCUUCAAACCAGACAGGAAAAUGCCAGUAGUUUUAAGCUCUGAUUGAUUGAUGGAUGCAUUCAUUCAUUCAUUCAUUCAUUCUAACGCUAGAUGAUAAGUUGACAGAACAUAUUGUAUCACCGUCAGCAACUUCCGGGCCUGAGGACAGUGCCGUACAUCAACCCAAUGUUUAAAACUCAAUCAAGACCAUGGAUGCCAGUCCGUGUACUUGAGUGUUUGUUCGUACUUUGGCAAAGGAGAAUGGGCAAGUCAAGUAUUUGUGGUUCCUCGUGUUGGCCUUAGUUAGGGUGGUAAGAUGAUGCAAGCCAGAUUCCUGCUCGAGCAACGAAAGCCCAAAGCAGUUGCCUCCCGAAUGAGUCGAGUCAUGGCGCCAAGGCUUGGCCGAGACUAUUUGCAGCUAUUGUGCCGGUGCUGCCAUUCCUCCUAGCACAGCGGUCCGUUUCUUUUUGCAACUGGGAGUGGGGAGAGAAAGAGGUUGGCUCAGCCAACUAGCGCCCGGCCCUGGCGACCACAGAGCCAGAAAAACAACUGCUCAAAAGAUGUAAUUAUUAGAAAGAAAGGUCCAUUUUAACUACUGUUACAUACUACGGUACAUUCUGCUCACUACGGUACGAUUUCAUGGGCUUGAGGAUCACUUUUUCGCUGAGUUAUCAUCUUUGGUCCAUUGGAGUAUCCCACCAAUCCCAUUGCAUCAUCAAGGGCCAUCCUUGAUCGGCCAAGUGGUAUUCCCCAAACGGAGGACCCAUGUUUGGUGUGCCUUGUGGAUCAGGAGGCAUGACGUAUUGAGGGGGUGCAGCUGAGGAUUCUGUAGUACUACUAGAGUUCUGUUGCGUUUUCGUCGACAGCGCUGGGUCUCGAGCGUCUACUGGAUCAGCAAAACGUGCCGAUGGACUACGAGUAGCACCGCUUGCAGCCUUCUCUGUCAGUUCCGAGAGAGGGUCGGUCCUGUAGGAUGAUGGCAGGGGGAGGAGUGGUUGGAAGGCAUUGACGCGUUUCAAACACAGAGCAAGGAUAAGUAGGAAGGCUUGAGGCUUCAUAGUGGAUCCAUCCAGCGCUCUUUCGAGGAUAUCAAUAGAGGUGGUUCGUACUGUAUGUGUGUAUGUUGACGACUGUUUGUUUACUCGAUUGACACAAGUUGGAUGGGUUGAACAACCACUUCCCUAUUGUACUUCCUUCCUCGGCUCUUUGAACGUGAUGACAGUGACAGCCAAACUCCAGCUACCCCCCGUCCAAAAAUUGACACC
Molecule: messenger RNA, 2000 nt
Organism: Seminavis robusta
Lineage: Eukaryota; Bacillariophyta; Bacillariophyceae; Naviculales; Naviculaceae
Source: the annotation of a GenBank genome assembly